AUGGGCAAUGCUUAUUCCAAUAAUUUAAAUAGUUAUUCUAUUGUUCUUUUACACUUUCAUAAAAAGGAUUAUUAACAACUCUCAUAUUUAACUAAUGUUUAUUUAGGCAUCUUGUAUGUUUUUAUUGUUUUAUUCAAUGCCAAAUAUUAUGGAAGAGUAUUAAUAUUUAAAUAUAUUUAGAUUAACUAUUCUUAUUUAAAGAAGAACCAUUGCUAAUAUUGA
Paramecium primaurelia is the source of this 222-nucleotide messenger RNA. Lineage: Eukaryota; Ciliophora; Oligohymenophorea; Peniculida; Parameciidae. The record is from the annotation of a GenBank genome assembly.